UGCGCCGGCCGUCCCCGCGGGGCCAUGAGGCGAUAAGACCCCGUCGUGCUCCGCCAGUAUGUUCGGCCGCUCCCGGAGCUGGGUGGGCGGUGGGCACGGGAAGGCCGCCCGCAGCAUUCACUCCUUGGACCACCUCAAGUACAUGUAUCAUGUAUUGACUAAAAACACAACAGUGACAGAUCACAACCGCAAUCUCCUGGUGGAAACUAUCCGUUCUAUAACAGAGAUCCUUAUAUGGGGGGACCAGAAUGACAGCUCGGUGUUUGACUUCUUCUUGGAGAAGAAUAUGUUUGUUUUCUUCUUGAACAUCUUGCGCCAGAAGUCCGGCCGUUACGUGUGUGUGCAGCUGCUGCAGACUCUGAACAUCCUUUUUGAGAACAUCAGUCAUGAAACAUCGCUGUACUACUUGCUAUCAAAUAACUAUGUGAAUUCUAUUAUUGUCCAUAAGUUUGACUUUUCUGAUGAGGAGAUCAUGGCAUAUUACAUAUCAUUUUUGAAAACUCUUUCCCUGAAACUCAACAAUCAUACUGUGCAUUUCUUUUACAAUGAGCACACGAAUGACUUCGCUUUGUACACAGAAGCCAUUAAAUUUUUUAACCACCCAGAAAGCAUGGUCAGGAUUGCUGUUAGGACUAUAACUUUAAAUGUCUACAAAGUGGACAACCAACCUAUGCUGCAUUACAUUAGAGAUAAAACUGCAGUCCCUUAUUUCUCCAACCUUGUCUGGUUUAUUGGAAGCCAUGUGAUUGAACUGGAUAACUGUGUGCAGACUGAUGAAGAGCACAGGAAUAGGGGCAAGCUGAGUGACCUGGUAGCAGAACAUCUUGAUCAUUUGCAUUACCUUAAUGAUAUACUUAUCAUUAAUUGUGAAUUUUUAAAUGAUGUGCUGACAGACCACCUACUCAAUAGGCUCUUUCUUCCCCUCUAUGUGUAUUCAUUAGUAAAUCAAGAUAAGGGUGGGGAGCGUCCAAAAAUAAGUCUCCAAGUUUCUCUCUAUCUUCUUUCUCAAGUUUUUCUUAUUAUACAUUAUGCCCCUUUGGUGAACUCACUGGCUGAGGUUAUACUUAAUGGUGACCUGUCUGUGUUUUCUUCUAAAGCUGAGCAAGAUGUUCAGAAAAACUCAGCGAAGUCAAGUAUCAGAUGUUUCAUAAAACCAACAGAAACACUUGAGAGGUCUCUUGAAAUUAAUAAACAGAAGGGGAAGAAGAGAGUGCAGAAAAGACCCAACUAUAAGAAUGUUGGUGAAGAAGACGAGGAGGAGAGACAAUCUGAAGAUAUCCAAGAUGACUCAGAUAAAACUAAAAGUACAGAAGCGAGUUCAAAAGGCAUCAGAACAAGCAGUGAAAAUGAAGAAAUAGAGAUGGUCAUCAUGGAGCGAUGCAAGCUCUCAGAAUUGUCCAUCUCUGCUGUGACAGAACAGAAUACAACGGAUGAAGAAAAGAGUGCUGCUGCCUCUGGAAGUGAGAUAACAAACUGGAACAGACCUUUUCUUGAUAUGGUCUAUAAUGCACUGGACUGUGCUGAAGAUGAUUACUAUGCCCUCUUUGUGCUCUGUCUUCUGUAUGCAAUGUCACACAAUAAAGGCAUUGACCCAGUGAAGCUGGAGAGAAUUCAGCUUCCUGCUCAACAUGCUGAAGAGAGAAAUUCGUAUAAUCAUGUACUUGCAGAAGGGCUCAUCAGAAUAAUGAAUUACGCUGCACAACCAGAUGGAAAAAUCCGUUUGGCAACUCUAGAACUUGGCUGUCUGUUGCUGAAGCAGCUUGUGUUUUCUAAAAAUGGCAGCAUAAUAAAAGACGUUCAUCUUGCAUGCCUUGAGGGUGCAAGAGAAGAAGGCGUUCAUCUCCUUCGCCGUUUCUAUAAGGGAGAAGAAAUUUUUCUGGAUAUGUUUGAAGAUGAAUAUCGGAGUAUGACAAUUAAGCCCAUGAAUGUGGAGUACUUGAUGAUGGAUGCCUCAAUUCUGUUGCCUCCAACAGGAACACCACUGACUGGUAUUGAUUUUGUGAAAAGAUUGCCUUGUGGAGAUGUGGAAAGAACACGAAGGGCAAUCAGAGUUUUCUUUAUGCUUCGUUCGUUGUCGUUGCACUUGCAAGGCGAGCCAGAGACUCAGUUACCACUGACAAGGGAGGAAGAUCUGAUAAAGACAGAUGAUGUUCUCGACUUGAAUAACAGUGAUCUGAUUGCUUGUACAGUCAUAACAAAGGAUGGAGGUCAAGUUCAAAGAUUCCUGGCUGUGGAUAUUUACCAGAUGAGUCUGGUUGAGCCAGAUGUUGCCAGACUUGGUUGGGGAGUAGUUAAGUUUGCAGGCCUUUUACAGGAUAUGCAGGUGACAGGAGUAGAAGAUGACAGUAGAGCUCUGAACAUUAUAAUUCAUAAACCUGCCUCAAGUCCUCAUUCUAAGCCCUUCCCUAUCCUGCAAGCCACGUUUGUUUUUUCUGAUCACAUUCGCUGCAUUAUUGCAAAGCAGCGUCUUGCAAAAGGCCGUAUCCAAGCGCGGCGUAUGAAAAUGCAGAGAAUAGCAGCUCUCCUGGAUCUUCCUGUUCAGCCUUCAAAUGAAGUUAUGGGUUUUGGACACAGCUCUGCAGCUGCAUCCCAGCACCUUCCAUUUAGAUUUUAUGAUCAUGCACGACGUGGUAGCAGUGAUCCUACAGUGCAACGUUCUGUUUUUGCAUCCGUUGACAAAGUUCCAGGCUUUGCUGUAGCCCAGUGUAUAAAUCAGCACCAUCCAUCACCACUCUCGUCACCAUCGCCGUCCAGUGGCAGUGGGAGUACAGGGCGCUGUGAUUCAGUGGCUGCAAGCUCAGCUUCCACUCCUUCUGUUGCACAGAGUCCCUCAGGUCUGGCAGGAAAGGACGACGGCGGGUGUUUAGUCUGUCGGAGGCUGACAGUCACGGUGGACACUGGGUUUAGGUCUUCAAGCAGCAGCUGCAACCGAAACUCACGCAAUAUCCAUUCAGAUGACUCUCCAGCUCCCGAGCAGCCCCGCACAACUGUUUCUGGUCAGAUGACGUUGACUGAUGAAACUCUUUCAGCUGUCUCAAAGUCUAGCAAGAGUGCUGUAAAAAACAGUGACAUAGAAACAGCAAACCUGUCCCCUAGCCUGAUUCCUGCACAGCAGCCCACAAUAUCAUUAAUAUCAGAUGACAAUACAGAUGCACUAAGUGUAGAGUCGCUUACACUGGUCCCACCGGUCGAUUCGCACAGUAUUCGUACGUUCAGCUGCAUUCCUCAGCCAUCUUUGCAGUCUGAGCUUGAAGAUUGCAAGGUAAAAGAGAUAGAAGAUGAGUGUUCUGACUAAGUUUACCCACAGACUGUGAUAAGCAGUGAUGCAAAUUAACCAAAUUCUUCAUUGUAUUUUUGUUUCUUCGGGAGCACAAGAUACUUCCUGCAGCAUCAGAGACAUCUGGUCUGCAAGAAGAGGCCCAGCGAUGAAAGAAUGUGGGCAGCUUUUAGAAUAAGCAUCAGAUGUUUGGCAUAUUUAAACCAGGGGAAGAAAAGAAACUGGAUUGGACAUUUCCCUAGCCAUUUCUGUUGUACAAGAGCACCUACUUUCUUCCUAUUAUCAAAUAAAGAUCCAGCUGCAGUAACCUUAUAGUCAAAGACCUACAGUGCUAAGGCAAAGCGAAGACAUUUUUGGAUACCUGGCUUCAAGAUGUUGAAUUGCUACUUCUUUGAAACUGGAGGCAUAUUGUUCACCAGGAACAGUAGUAUAAAGUACUUUACUUUAUAGUACAAAGAUUCCAUUUCCAUUUGUUUCAUUGUUUUUUAUUCUGAUCUCAUUCAGCUUUUGGAGGCCUCUAUGAUACCAGCAGGCUCGCCCCUUUCUGUGUUGUGUUCACAGGACUCCAAGGUUCAGUGCUUUGUUUCCCAUGUGUAAUAUUUAUUUCAAAGUCUGAUUCAAAGCAAGAUGCAUCUAAAAAUAUUUUUUUCAUAAGGUAAAACUCUGAAACUUAAUAUGAGAAUUGCUUAGUCAUAUGAUUGCAAGACAUUUUUGAAACAUUUUUAGUCUUUGCUUAACUAGCUACAAAGAUAAGAAAUAUUUUAAUAUCUACUGCUUGUUUGCUCACUUCUGACAGUCAAAUUGCUACACCUCUGAGGAAUGAUGGUAUGAUGAUACCCCUUCUACUGAAGAACAGCUAGAAGCAGACAGAGGCACUUUUAUUCUUAAAAGGUUUGGGGGGUUUUGUUAUUGGAGAUCUUUCUUGUUGGUGUCUUUGGGUUUUGUUGGUUUUUUUUGUGGUUUUUUUUAUUAUUAUUAUUUGUUUGUUUCUCUUCCCAUGGAAAUAG
Molecule: messenger RNA, 4284 nt
Organism: Lagopus leucura (white-tailed ptarmigan)
Lineage: Eukaryota; Metazoa; Chordata; Aves; Galliformes; Phasianidae
Gene: CLEC16A
Product: C-type lectin domain containing 16A
Exons: 24
Coding region: 59-3295 (1078 amino acids)
Biological process (GO): regulation of autophagosome maturation; endosome to lysosome transport; endosomal transport
Cellular component (GO): late endosome; endolysosome membrane
Source: RefSeq, a predicted model, not a curated record